AUGAGGAAGAGCCCAACGAGACAGAAACUCAAGAGUCAAGGCGUAAGGCAAGAAAAGCAAAGACCAGAGGAACCAACAAAGCCAAGCAGGGCCUGGGAAAGCUGGGCUGCAGAGAUGGCUCUAAGGAUGCUCUGGACUGGACAAGGCAAGGGGAUCCUGGGAGGCUGGAGGAGCAUCUGCCUGGUGAUAUCUCUGCUUCUGCAGCACCCAGGAGUGAACAGCAAGUGCUACUUCCAAGCUCAAGCCCCCUGCCACCAUGAUGGGAAAUAUUUCACUCUGGGCGAAUCCUGGCUCCGCAAGGACUGUUUCCAUUGUACCUGUCUGCAUCCUGUUGGUGUGGGCUGCUGUGACACGUCCCAGCAUCCCAUUGACUUCCCCGCUGGGUGUGAAGUACGCCAGGAGGCAGGAACCUGUCAAUUUUCUCUGGUGCAAAAAUCUGACCCUCGGCUUCCCUGCAAAGGGGGAGGACCUGACCUAGAAUGGGGCUCAGCUAACACCCCUGUUCCUGGGGCUCCUGCUCCCCACUCCAGCUAAAGGAUCACCCAUCUGCUACUGCUCACUGCUGCUGUCACUUCCAGGGAAACCACUAGCAGCUGCCAAUUUACUCUGAAUAAAUAAAUCAAUACCACA
Mesocricetus auratus (golden hamster) is the source of this 630-nucleotide messenger RNA. It is a transcript of the gene Msmp, whose product is annotated as microseminoprotein, prostate associated. NCBI's taxonomy places the organism in Eukaryota, Metazoa, Chordata, Mammalia, Rodentia, Cricetidae. The coding region runs from base 1 to 534 and encodes 177 amino acids. The record is from RefSeq and is a predicted model, not a curated record. The transcript is spliced from 3 exons.